Owenia fusiformis is the source of this 7118-nucleotide messenger RNA. The record is from the annotation of a GenBank genome assembly. Lineage: Eukaryota; Metazoa; Annelida; Polychaeta; Sabellida; Oweniidae.
UUUCAAGAUGGCGAUUGUGGACUAAAAAAAUAUUUGAUCUACAAGCAUAUCAAAAAAAAGAGAAGAGAUAUGAUGUAAAAAUGGAGAGCAGUUGACGUCCAACGAUGUUUCUAGGACAACAGUCUCUAGGGAGGGAUUCCCACUCAGCAUCGUUGGGUUCUGAUUCCGAUGAUGAAACGAUCCGUGUUGGGCGUGAUGGGAUGAUGUCACAUUCUCACAAUGAGCCCCUGCUCCAAUCACAUGCAAUGCAUCCAAAUAUGGACCCACCACCCCUCAGAGUCGCCCACGUUGAUCCCCUAAACUCCCUAGCUCUCGUGAAAGGGGUCACCCAUAGGGAUAGCAUCAGGAGUACCCAUAGUAACCAUAGUAACCAUAGCACCCAUAGUUCUCACAGUACUCCGAGCGUACAUGAUGAUGAUAUUGUCCCUCCGAUGCCGAAGAGUCUCCCGCCUCCUCACCUUACCCCCUCCAAGACCCCCUUCACGCGUUAUAUACCCUCUCACGAAUACGAUCUCGUACAAAAGAACCUCUCACUCCUAAAAUCAGAACUGAAAAUCGUGUCGAACGAUCGAGAUAGGCUUAAGGAAGAGCUCCAGAAAUCUAGAAAUGCUAAAAAUGAGUUAAAGUUAAUCUCGAAGGAACGAGACACUUUAAAAGAGGAACUCUUGAAGGAGAAAUCUUCACAUUUUGAUCAUUAUAAACAAGCAAGUGGGAGAUCUGGGAUGGAGUCUCAUGAUGUGGCCCACAUGGCUUUAGUUCAGAGUAAAUGUGACAAUGCAAUGUAUGAACUUGAAGCAGUUAAACAAAAAUAUGCGGAAACGGAAGAGAAAUCUAUCAAUGUGAACCACGAGAAGGAAUAUUUAAAGCAAAAGAACUCAAUGUAUAUGACGAAGAUUGAACGAUUACAAGAGGAAUUGAGCCAAUCAAAAUCUCAAUACGGAGAUGCGAUGAACAAGAAAAAGCGCCUCGAACAGGAAGUAUUAGAGUUAAACAAAGCUCAAGAUGGCUAUAUACAAGACAUUGAACUUCUUCGAAAUCAACAACGAGAAGUCAUCAACGAAAGUGGCUCCAGCGAAGUCCUCAACAAAAUAAGUCAAAGUGCACUCGAUAAAUAUUGGGAUAUCAAACCGGAUUAUGACAGCCUACGAAAACGGUACAAUGACUUGGUUAGUGAAUACACAAACAAUAUCGACAAAAUGGCUCUCAUUAAAGAAGAGCGUGAUCGCCAAGUUGGAAGGUUUAACGAAAAAAUGCAAGAAAUGGAAGCAUAUAAAAAACAAUGUACGGAGGCGAUUCGUAACUGGCAUAGUGUCACUAAUGAGAAAAAUGAGGUUGAGAAAAAAGUUUCCAAAAUCUCGGAGGAAUUACGACUUGAAGUGAAUCAGAGUAAGCUGCUUAAACAGGAUCUAGCGAAAGUGACAAAAGAACGUCAUAAAGCAAUACAGGAGUACCAUUUGGUAAUGUCCGAGCGGUCAACAGUACAUAAAGAACUGGAAAAUCUACAGGGUCAGUUGGACUCCUCUCUUAAAACAAACAGCGAGAAUCAAUCAGAGAUUAAAAAACUAGAGAAAAAGGUUACUUCUUUGGAGCAAGAAAUACAGACAAUUUUAAAAGAUCGCGAUGAGGCUACCAAUAAAUACACUGAGAUGAAGAAAAAAUAUGAGGAUAUAAGCAAUCAACAGGAAAACGCUCAAAAAGAGCGGGAUGUAGUCGAGCAAAAUUUUGCAUUUUUGAGUCAAGAAUGCGACGUGGCUAAACGAGAGAGACAAGAGGCUCUUGCAGAAAAGGAAAGGAUUCUUCGAGAAACUUAUCAACAGCGUCAUGAAUUUACUGAUGCUCAUUCUGAAACUGACUGGCUACGAAAACAAGUCGCCAAAUUAGAAAGUGAAAUCAAAGACUCUUACCAAGAGGUCCAGAAUGCUCAAGACAGUCGCGACUGGGCUUUUGAUGAGCGUGACAAAAUUGUCCAAGAACGUGAAAGCAUCCGUACCUUGUGUGACAAACUACGCCGUGAGAGAGACAAGGCUGUCAGUGAACAAAUGGGGGCUUUAAGAGAUCUUGAUGAGCUGAAGAAACAGAAGCAAGAAGCUAUGAAAGAUGCAAAAGAAUACAAGGAAAGAUAUACAGCAAUGAUGGAUAAAGAAAAUAGGAAGAACAUGUUGAAUUCUGUCGGACAAAACCACAGUCGCGACUCUGCUAUUGACACGGAUAUGCAGGAAUGGGAGACUGAGACAUUGGAAUUUAAUAUUGGCUCAAAGAACCAGGAUGACAUUGGCUUCAAUCUGAUUGGUGGAACAGAUAGCCCACAAUUCCCUAAUGACAAUUCCAUAUUUGUCAGUAGCGUCAUGAAAGGCAGUGUUGCGGAUGGCAAGCUAAAGGUGAAUGAUCAAGUCCUGAAAGUGAACAAUAUAGAUGUCACUAAUGUUGAGAAGAAAACCGCGAUCCAGGCAGUCCGUAACACCAGGGGUGGUGUCAUCAAUAUGGUUGUUCGCAGAAGGCGGUCUAGCAGUAAGUCAGUGAUACCUGUACAGCUCAAUACGAUGGGAGAAGAUUUGGGAGUGUCCAUAGAACAGGGUUUCUAUAUCAGUAAAAUAAGCCCUGGGUCACCUGCAGCCAGGGAUAACAACCUAGCCAUUGGGGAUAGAAUUAUAAAUAUAAAUGGACGCAAUGUGGAACAGAUCUCUCUCAACCAAGUUAAGAACUUAAUCCAAGACAACACUAGUGUUGUCCUUAAUGUCCAAAAAUUCCUGCCAUCUCCCUUUAGUCCCGUGUCCAGUUUGGGUUCCCCGGGACCAGGAAUGGGCAAUCAUCUCCAGAGUCCCUCCCCGACAAUCAAUUCCCCACACCAGGUUCAGUCCGAUCUCAGAUCUCCGUUGAAUAGCUCCCUCUGGAGUCCACCAGGGGAGUCAACUUUAAAGAUGGCAGCACUUAAAAAUUUAAAAUCCAGCGGAUCGCAGACUGACAGCUUAGACAAUCCAGAAAACUCUCCAAGAGAUAAACCGAGAAAGAUGCCAAAUAGUCACGAUAUAUUGUCGAGGAUUUUUAAAACGAAAAAUAAAGAUGCUCACAAAAAGAGCGAUAAGGCAAUUGAGAAUCUUCCGGGAGAAGAUUAUAGUGUUGAAUUGGAGGCUGUCUUAGCGCAGCAUUAUCCAAGUGACUCACACUCUAAAGAAAAACAUAGGAAAUCGCGGGAUCAUGAUAAUAGCGGAACAUGGCCUAAAUAUCGUGGCCCACCUACUGAUUUCACAGAUAAAGGGACUAUAACCGUUCCAGCUCAUAAGAAAAAGGAGAGAAUACCUCUACACGAAGUGCAAUUCCAACAACCGAACACAAACUAUAACAACGCAAAACAUAGUUCUCCAUGGGUCCAACAGUUGGCGCCAGUACCUCCUGUACGUCAUGAUUCGUUCCAUUAUAUUAAACACAGUCCACAGAAUUCAGACGUUUCAACAACGACAAGUCAACACAAGUCCACGUCUUAUUUACCCAGUUCAUCCAAACAGCAACAAGUGCGCAAGAAAAGCACUGCCGAGGAGAAACAAUUACGGGGUCUACGGUACGAAUCCCAUAGCUCCUCCCAUGUUUCUACCAGCUCAACCCCAGACACAUCCUCUGAUUUUCUCAAUUAUCCAAUCCCAACUCAAAAUCAAAAAUCUAGCAAUCGACCAUUUUCUGCGCCAUCUAGACGGCAACAGGAAAGGGCACAUAAACGCCACGAGGGUUACCCACCAAAACCUGACUCUCUAAAUGUCCAACCUGUGUAUCGUCAGAAGUCCCCAAGUUCGACACUUCCCAGAAGCCUCUCUGGCACCCCUCAUUCAGAUCACGGCUUUUCUCCCCGCACACCCUCAGAAAAAAGUAGUUCCGGUCAUUUGUCGUACAGUAACUCUUCAAGCUACUCGCAUUACAGCUCACCUAUCCCCCAGCAGGCUUUGCGGUUUACACCACCUGCUGUCCCAUCAUACAUUGCACCGGGACAGCGAUCACUGCCACCUAGUGGAGGAAUUGUUUCUCCGCCAUUACCUUUUAUGGCAAGCACUCCUCCUGGCACAACUGGCAGACAUAGUUCACCACCAGGAUUCUAUGCAGGGUAUGUGCCUCCACUACGCAGUAUGAACUCUUCAAUACCGGAGAUAGAAACCUUAGAGAAACCGCCAGCAUACCAACCACCACGUGGACAUAGAAGUAUUUCUCCUGCAUCCUCCAGACAGAGUAGCGGACUUGACAGGGGUACACCUACCCCAAGCGAGGAGUACUACAAAUACAGCAGAGGCAGAAGUACACCCGAUUCCGCAACGGACACUACAAAUUUUGCGAAAAAAGUCAACAAUGAACGAAUCCGUAUACCAUCCAUAUCUCAGAUAAGUUCUGCAUCUAAGUCAUCCAGAGGGAACAUCUCUGCAGGCUCAUUUGAAAGGGUUUCCAUGUCAGACAGAAGCAGCCCUAUAUCACCCUACCCCGGGGACAUGAGCUCUACAGGGUCCCUCCCCAGGCCUACAAUUACUGUCACCCCCAGAAAGAGAAAACGACCUCAAAUUGGGGAAUGUCGCGAGAUUACAAUUGAAAAAAGCUGCGAGGCACUCGGAAUUCAGAUCCAGACUAGAAACGGGGGAGUUUUUGUGUCAAAUGUGGUGGAAGGAAGUCUUGCCCAGCAGGCAUGUAUGACAGUAGGGGAUCAAAUCCUAGAUGUCUGUGGGGUGAACCUGCGUAAUGCAAACCAAGAACACGCCACAAGGGUCAUGCAAGGCCUCGGGGACAAUAUCACAAUGAAAGUACAGUACAAUCCCAAAAAAUACACCGAUUCAGAAGAUAGUGCGUCUGGUGAUGUGCAAUCUGUGGGGUCAUCCUCCAUUGUUAACAGCCCCUCCCACAAUUCUGAGCCCCAUAGGAUUAGUAAUGAGACCCUCACAUCAGCCACUCCCACAAAUACACCAAGGCAUAGUGCCCAACCUAGUCUAAAUGAUGGCAAUAUGAUGAUCUGUGAAGAGCCAAGAUUUGUGUUCCUCAAGAAGACGUCAACAACUCUAGGGAUAGGUCUGAUUGGUGGAAAUCUGACGGGGAUCUUCGUUCACGAGGUUCACAAAGACAGUAUUGCCAGUGGCCACAAUGGGCUGCGAUGUGGUGAUCAAAUCUUAGAGUUUAAUGGCAAUGACAUAAGGAAUGCCAGUGCUGAACAAGCAGCAAUUGAGAUUUGUAAACCUUCCCAGACAGUCAGCAUACUUGCACAGUACAAUCCAGCAAAAUAUUCAAAAAUCAAAGACCAACAUUGCGAUUCCUUCUACACUCGAGCCCUCACUGACCACUCUGUGGAGGUUGAGGGAGAUUUGGCCUUCAAGAAAGAUGACAUUCUGUAUGUGGACAAUACACUGUUUAAUGGCAAGAGUGGGCUAUGGAGGGCGUGGUUAGUUGACUCUGAAGGCAAGAAGGGCGCAUGUGGGACCAUCCCCAGUAAAAUGAGAAUGGAGCAAGAGUUAUAUCUGAAGCGAAGUCUCUCCGAUUCCAUACAAGAAGAUGAGUUGAAAAGUGCGUCGUCACGUCGCAGUACUGCAUCAGCUCGACGCAGCUUUUUCCGACGCAAGAAACACCAAAGAAAUAAUUCAAAAGACAGCCGCGACCUUCCGUCAUUCUCAGAUGCUUCUAUAAAUAGCGAUAGCUUGCCUAUCUUAGAUGAUGUGUCAACUGUCGCCUACCAGAAAGUAGAACGUCUUGACUCAAAGGUUUGUCGUCCUGUUCUCAUCCUGGCACCACUGGCAGAGUCUCUCAUCAGUAAACUGAUACUUGAAUCACCCGACAAGUUCCAGAGAUGCGAAACAGAGAUUGCACGAGCAUCAGAGGUGGCCAUGCAGAAAGGUGAAGCUGAGGGCAUCUGGGUGGACUACCAGCGCAAAGGCAGUCACUAUGAGUGCUUAACAAUCGCAUCAGUCAAGGAAAUAUUAAAUGUGGGGAAGCAUUGUCUAAUAGACUGUAGCCCUAUGGCAGUUGAGAGAUUACACAGGGCUCACAUAUACCCCAUUGUUCUUUUUGUGAAGCACAAGUCUCCCAAACAGAUCAGGGAGGUGAAAGAUACAAGGUUCCUCCCGGAAAAAGUCACAAACAAAUCUGCCAAAGAAAUGUUCGAACAUUUCCAAAAACUCGAACAGGACUACAAACAUAUUUUCUCAGAAAUAAUCCAAGGAGGAAACUUGGCCUAUAUGUUUAUGCAGAUUAAAAAGUCAAUAGACAUUGAACAGCGAAAAACAAUAUGGCUGCCAAGUGGGUCAUUAUGACAACCACUCUCCGACACUAUGGGUAACUUUCGACAUUCGUUUCAUAUGGCUGAUUUGCAUCGUACCAGUAGAACAAGAUGGUACAUUGACUGAAUGAUGAACAGUUCUACAUGAUUUCGGACAUGAUUUCGUUUAUAAUUCAUAUUGUGACAUAUACUGAUUUUUCCCUUAUUUUAAUGGGAUUUGAGAUCCUCGUGUAAUUUCAAGAUUUUAAUUGAUUUGCAAAAAUCGUGUCAGUAUGAAGCAUUCGAAUUGUAGAACAAUUUGUGAUUCGGAACAAGAUUUCCGUUUUCGUAUUGAAAAUCAGAAUUUUGUGAUUUGAAGGAGAAAGAAUUAUAUUUUUCGUAAGAUAGAUAAGAAGGAUAUUGUAUAUGAUAAAAAAACCUGAUUGAACACAUAGAGAUUAUUUUGACAUGAGAAUUUAUGUAUACAACUUUUGAUAUGUAUUUAUGAUAUAGCAUAUGUUCUUAGUGUAAACACAAUCUGUAGGAGAAUUUUAAAUAGUUUAAAGAAAUUAACUUUAGAAUUUACUUAAGAUGAUGAAUGAUGUCAAGAUUUUCAAAUGAUGUCAAGAUUUCAAAGGAUGUCAAUAUUUACAAACACCCAUAAGUGUCACGGAGACUACAGAAACCAAAGGACAAUGCAGCAUUUAGGCUGCCCUAGGCUAUACAUAUAUCAACAAACAUACAGGGUGGUUCAAAAAUGUGCGCAAUUUCGGUAUUCAGUUUACAUUUGAAUUUCACAAUAUUCUUCCUCAUAAUUCCCAAAAAAUUAAUGUAACAUCGAAACCUCUUGAAAGCCUUUGUGAGACAUUAAUAAGUGUUUGGCCUAGGAUUUUAUGAAAUUGUGCAC